CAACCAAAAGUGAAGGUUUUCAUCUUCAAUCUAAAACUCCAGGACUGCCCUUCUGCUAGGAAGAGUAAAGCCAGUAUGAUCUUUAGCCUGCUUAAAGCCAUAAAUAAAGACCAAGUGCUCACUAUUGGGUCUGACAUGAAUACCUUCUUAAAGUGUUCAUCAAGUUCCUCAAAAAGAUCCUGUUCUCUGACUGACAACCUGGCCCAUCAGACUGACCUUUGGUGGGACUCUGAGGCCACAGGAGACUCCUCACUACCUGACUCAGCAUAUCAGAAAGUCUGGGAAAUGUUUGCUAACCAGUCUAGAAGAGAAAGGGAUGCUUUUUUGAAGGAUGUUUUUCCUGAAGGUUUUCUGUGGGGUGUCUCCACAGGCGCCUUCAAUGUAGAAGGAGGCUGGGCAGAGGAUGGAAGAGGAGCAAGCAUCUGGGAUCAGCUUGAUCACAAGAACGCCAAAAUGGGCCAAGUGACACCAAAGGUGGCCAGUGACAGUUACCAUAAGGUGGACACUGAUGUGGCCCUGCUUCGUGGCCUCCGGGCUCAGGUCUACAAAUUUUCUAUCUCCUGGUCCCGCAUUUUCCCCACUGGACACAAGCACAACCCCAACUUCCAGGGCAUUGCCUACUAUAACAAGCUGAUUGACAGCCUGCUGGACUCAAACAUAGAGCCCAUGGCCACACUGUUCCACUGGGACCUGCCGCAGGCCCUGCAGGAUCACGGAGGAUGGCACAAUGAGAGCAUGGUAGAUGUCUUCCUGGACUAUGCUGACUUCUGCUUUUCCACUUUCGGGGACCGUGUGAAGCUGUGGGUGACCUUCCAUGAGCCAUGGGUGAUGAGCUAUGCAGGAUAUGGCACUGGCCAACACCCACCAGGAGUCACUGACCCAGGGGUGGCCUCUUUUAAGGUGGCUCAUGUGGUGCUCAAGGCCCAUGCUAGAGUUUGGCAUCACUACAACAGCCACCAUCGUCCACAGCAGCAGGGGCGUGUGGGCAUUGUGCUGAACUCAGACUGGGCAGAACCCCUAUCACCAGAGAGACCUGAGGAUGUGAGAGCCUCUGAACGCUACUUACACUUCAUGCUGGGCUGGUUUGCACACCCCAUCUUUGUGGACGGAGACUACCCAGCUGCCUUGAGGACUCGGAUCCAACAGAUGAAUAAACAGUGCCCCAGUCCUGUGGCCCAGCUCCCUGAGUUCACUAAGGCAGAGAAGCAGCUUCUGAAAGGCUCUGCUGAUUUUCUAGGUCUCUCCCAUUACACUUCCCGCCUCAUCAGCAAGGCUCAACACCAUACCUGUACCCCCAGUUAUGAUACUAUUGGCGGCUUUUCCCAACACAUGGAUCCUAUGUGGCCCCGGACCUCUUCCCCUUGGGUUCGUGUGGUGCCCUGGGGUAUAAGGAGACUUUUAAAAUUUAUAUCCUUGGAAUAUACAAGAGGAAAAGUUCCAGUCUUCCUGGCCGGGAAUGGCAUGCCCACAGGGGAAAGUGAAGAUCUCUUUAAUGAUUCCUCAAGAGUAGACUAUUUCAAUCAGUACAUCAAUGAAGUACUCAAGGCUGUCAAGGAGGACUCCGUGGAUGUUCAAUGCUACAUUGUUCGUUCCCUCAUUGAUGGCUUUGAAGGCCCCUCUGGUUAUAGCCAGAGGUUCGGGCUACACCAUGUCAAUUUUAGUGACAGCAACAAGCCAAGGACUCCUAGGAAAUCUGCCCACUUUUUCACCAGCAUCGUUGAAAAGAAUGGUUUCCUCUCAAAGGCAGUGAAAAUACUGCCCCCACCUAGACCAGUAAACAUCUCCCCCCAAAUCAGAGCCUUUACAUUUCCAUCUGAGGUUCCCUCAAAAGCUAAAGUAGUUUGGGAGAAGUUCUCCAAUCAACCCAAGUUUGAAAGAGAUCUGUUCUACCAUGGCACAUUUCGGAAUGACUUUCUGUGGGGUGUGUCCUCUUCAGCUUAUCAGAUUGAAGGAGCUUGGGAUGCUGAUGGCAAGGGCCCCAGCAUCUGGGAUAACUUCACCCACACCCCAGGGAACAAUGUGAAAGACAAUGCCACUGGAGACAUAGCCUGUGACAGCUAUCACCAACUGGAUGCCGACCUGAAUGUGCUCCGAGCUCUAAAGGUGAAGGCCUACCGCUUCUCUUUGUCCUGGUCUCGGAUUUUCCCAACUGGGAGAAACAAUUCUAUCAACAUUCAUGGUGUUGACUAUUACAACCGGCUGAUUGAUGGCUUGGUGGCAAGCAACAUCUUUCCCAUGGUAACACUGUUCCACUGGGACCUUCCCCAAGCCCUCCAGGACAUCGGAGGCUGGGAGGAUCCUUCUUUGGUUGACUUGUUUAACAGCUAUGCAGACUUUUGCUUCCAGACCUUUGGUGACAGAGUGAAGUUCUGGAUGACCUUUAACGAGCCCACAUUCCAGGCAUGGUUGGGCUAUGGUGCAGGGGUUUUUCCCCCAAAUGUGAAGGACCCAGGCCAAGGACCUUACAGGAUUGGCCAUGCAAUCAUCAAAGCCCAUGCCAGAGUCUAUCACACUUAUGACGAGAAAUACAGGCAGGAGCAAAAUGGUGUCAUCUCUCUAAGCCUCAGCACACACUGGGCAGAGCCCAAGUCACCCAAACUCCAAAGAGAUGUGGAGGCAGCUGACCGAAUGCUGCAAUUCUCCCUGGGCUGGUUUGCCCACCCCAUUUUUCGAAAUGGGGACUAUCCCGAUGCCAUGAAGUGGAAAGUGGGAAACAGGAGUGAACUACAGCAUCUGCCUACCUCUCGCCUUCCCAGCUUCACUGAGGAAGAGAAGAGGUACAUUCAGUCUACAGCUGAUGUUUUCUGCCUCAACACCUACUCCACCAGAAUCGUGCGGCAUACGACACCCCGGCUAAACCCGCCCUCCUAUGAAGACGACCAGGAGGCUAUCGAGGAGGAAGACUCCUCCUGGCCUGCCACAGCAAUGAACAGAGCUGUGCCCUGGGGGAUUCGAAGACUGCUUAACUGGAUCAAAGAAGAAUAUGGGGACAUCCCCAUUUAUAUCACUGAAAAUGGUGUGGCACUGAGAAAUCCAAAAGUGGAGGACACUGAUAGGAUAUUUUACCACAAAACGUACAUCAAUGAAGCACUGAAAGCCUACAGGCUCGAUGGUGUAGACCUUCGAGGGUAUUCUGCAUGGUCUCUGAUGGACAACUUUGAGUGGCUGGAAGGCUACACUGUCAAGUUUGGAUUGUACAGUGUUGACUUUAAUCAUGCGAACAGGCCUCGCACAGCAAGAGUCUCCACCAGGUACUACACAGAGGUGAUCACCAACAAUGGCAUGCCACUGCCCAGAGAAGACGAAUUUGUCUAUGGACAUUUUCCCAAAGGCUUUGUGUGGAGUGCAGCUUCUGCUGCAUAUCAGAUUGAAGGUGCAUGGAGGGAAGAUGGCAAAGGAAUCAGUAUUUGGGACACGUUUGCUCACACACCUCUGAGGGUUGGAAAUGAUGACACUGGAGAUGUGGCCUGUGACAGUUACCAUAAGAUUGCCGAGGACCUGGUCACCCUGCAGAACUUGGGUGUGUCCCACUAUCGCUUCUCUAUCUCCUGGUCUCGUAUUCUCCCAGAUGGAACCAACAAAUACAUCAAUGAAGCUGGCCUCAACUACUAUGUGAGACUCAUUGACACACUUCUGGCUGCCAAUAUCAAGCCCCAGGUGACUAUUUACCACUGGGACCUGCCCCAGGCUUUGCAAGAUGUUGGAGGCUGGGAAAAUGAAACCAUUGUGCAGAGGUUUAAGGAGUAUGCAGAUGUGCUCUUUCAGAGGCUGGGAGACAAGGUGAAGUUUUGGAUCACACUGAACGAGCCCUUUGUCAUUGCUAAUCAGGGUUAUGGCUAUGGCACAUCAGCCCCAGGAAUCUCCUUCAGGCCUGGCACUGCUCCCUACAUUGUUGGCCACAAUCUAAUAAAGGCCCAUGCUGAGGCCUGGCACCUGUAUAAUGACAUGUACCGAGCCAGUCAAGGCGGCAUCAUUUCCCUCACCAUCAGCAGUGAUUGGGCUGAACCCCGAGACCCCUCCAACCAGGAAGAUGUGGAGGCAGCCAGGAGAUAUGUUCAGUUUAUGGGAGGCUGGUUUGCACAUCCUAUUUUCAAGAAUGGUGAUUACAGUGAGGUGAUGAAGACACGGAUCCGUGACAGAAGCUUGGCCUCGGGUCUCUCCAAGUCUCGGCUGCCAGAGUUCACAGACACUGAGAAGAGAAGGAUCAAUGGCACCCAUGACUUCUUUGGAUUCAACCACUACACCACUGUCCUGGCCUACAACCUCAACUAUGCCUCGUGGAUCUCUUCCUUUGAUGCGGACAGGGGAGUUGCUUCCAUCACAGAUCGCUCUUGGCCAGACUCUGGCUCCUUCUGGCUGAAGAUGACACCUUUUGGCUUUAGGAGGAUCCUAAACUGGCUAAAGGAAGAGUACAACAACCCCCCAAUUUACAUAACAGAGAAUGGAGUUUCUCAGCGGGGAGAUGAUCUCAAUGACACCUUAAGGAUCUACUACCUCCGCAGAUACAUUAAUGAGGCCCUCAAAGCUGUGCGAGAUAAAGUGGACCUUCGAGGAUACACAGUUUGGAGUGUGAUGGACAACUUGGAGUGGGCUGCAGGCUUUGCAGAGAGAUUUGGUCUGCACUUUGUGAAUUUCACUGACCCUGCUUUGCCAAGAAUCCCCAAAGCAUCAGCCAAGUUCUACGCCUCUAUAGUCCGGUGCAAUGGUUUCCCAGAUCCUGCUGCAGGGUCACACCCUUGUCUCAGGCCAGAAGAUACUGAACCCAUGAGAGUGCAAGGAGUUCAAUUCCUGGGCCUAACACUCGGUACAACAGAAGCUCAGACAGCAUUGUAUGUACUCUUUUCUCUUAUGCUUCUUGGAAUCUGUGGUGUGGGAUUUCUGUCAUACAAGUAUUGUUCACAGCGUGCCAAGCAAGGGAAGAGACAAGCAGGCUCACAGGAACUAAGCCCUGUGUCUUCAUUUUGAUCCAUCAGUAACUACUUAUCUUAGUACUGUGAAAUAGGUUGGUUUUUUUGUAUAUUUUACCACUUUAAGUUCUGCCUGUGCUCCUUACUUCUUCAAAGGCAUCCUGUAUCACAUAAGCUAGAAGUGUUUCAAAUCAUUGAUUAAAAUAAAAAAGCUUUCAUCUUGC
Erinaceus europaeus (western European hedgehog) is the source of this 5131-nucleotide messenger RNA. RefSeq names its product lactase (gene LCT). Gene Ontology annotation, biological process: carbohydrate metabolic process. Lineage: Eukaryota; Metazoa; Chordata; Mammalia; Eulipotyphla; Erinaceidae. Gene Ontology annotation, molecular function: lactase activity. The coding region runs from base 76 to 4965 and encodes 1629 amino acids. The record is from RefSeq and is a predicted model, not a curated record. The transcript is spliced from 14 exons.